Electrophorus electricus (electric eel) is the source of this 3515-nucleotide messenger RNA. RefSeq lists its product as uncharacterized. The record is from RefSeq and is a predicted model, not a curated record. NCBI's taxonomy places the organism in Eukaryota, Metazoa, Chordata, Actinopteri, Gymnotiformes, Gymnotidae. Gene Ontology annotation, biological process: regulation of transcription by RNA polymerase II. Gene Ontology annotation, molecular function: DNA-binding transcription factor activity, RNA polymerase II-specific; RNA polymerase II cis-regulatory region sequence-specific DNA binding.
AUAAAAACGUGCAGAAAAUUACAUUAUAGAAAAAUGAAAAAUGCAGGCAGAAUUGUGUGGAAUCUGCGAGGACAGCACCAUCAGGUGCUUUAAUGAAGGAUCUGUUCCACCGUGUCCCAGAGUGCAGUUGAACCCUUAGCUCAGAUUAUGACCCAGUAACUGAAAAGCCCUCAAAGGUGCAGCUGCAGCUGCAGUAUGUGAGUGAGGUUGCCAUGGAGAUCGCGUGUGAGGAGGUGAUGCAUGUGGUUGGAGCUGAACUGGAACUACAACAGGAUGGAGACAUUAGCCAACAUCAUGAAGGCCCUGGCACCUGGAUCGUUCCCAAGCAUUACAAUCUUCAGGAGGACUCCAGUGAGGAUGAGGAUGGCGUGCCGAUGCAGGUGCUCCGCGAGGGCCUGGGCGACUGCGUGUGUUGUGUGUGCGGUGAGCGCUUCGCGUUCCUCGCCCACCUGAUUGAGCACUUCGGUGUGCACAGGUCCGAUGUGCGCUGUCACCUCUGCCAGGUGAUGUUCCCACGCGUCAUCUCACUGGCCCUGCACCUGGAGAACUCCCACUCAGGGUGCCGCCUUUUCUGCGAUGGCUGUGGCCUCACCUUCCGUAGCGCCUGGCACAUGAACGAGCACAUGGAGCAGCACGCGCGGAGGAAGGAGGUGCCAGGACCGCGCACUCUGAGGCCUUCGUCGUCGUACCAGAAUUCCCGGGAGGUGGAGAUGGUGGAGGAGUCCGUGGUGGAGAACGAGGAGAUGAACGUAAAGUACCUGAAGGACGAGGAGCAGGAGGUGGAGGUGACAAAGGUCAACGGGUCCAUAGAAAACCACAUCCUGGAUAUUCCAGAGAAUCGGCUGGUGUUGCGAGCUUGCGAGCUUGAUCAUAAUUAUUAUUGCACACGGAGCCUCCCAAAGCCUAUGGUUGUCCCAGUGAAUGCACACAACAUGCUGGGCUCUGUCGUGGAAACUUCAGACAAAGUCACAAACACCAGCAGCGAAACUUUAUAUGUGAACAAUAAUAAAUCACACACUAGGACAUCCUCCAAAGACUCGGAGCCUGAGGGUGGUCAGCAGGAAACGGUCAAAGUUGUGGUGCUUCGCAAUUUGCCCCAGAAAGCGGGCAGGACUAGCGCGUCCAUUUUGGAAGCAGCCUAUAACAAGGUGAUGAAAAGCCAAAGUCGGAGAGUUGAUGCCGUCGAAGGAAAAGCCGCUGUUUGCGGUUCUGCCUCGGCCGUCCCACAGUCAGCGCCGGUUGAGCUGAACAUCAAAGUGGAAGACGACUACGAAGACGGUGGUUGGGAUUGCGGCCCGAUUCAGGAGGAAGUUGUGAAGGAAGAAGACGAGGACAGCGUCCCUAGCAGCGACCAGGACGACGGCGAUUCGUUGCCCCCGGGUGACUCGGCGUAUACCCCCGAGGAGGAUCUGAACUCUGACACCGACUCCACCACGUCCAUCAACUACAACAGUGACACCUCAGCAGACGGCUUGCAGAGAUCUCGCAGCAAAGGGAGAAGGCUGAGGGCUAGGAGCGGGCGACAGAAGCGAGCGCGCAGCAGCGUGGUCCAGAAGCCCCUCGCCGCGGCCCUAGAGCCAGGCUCGUCCGUAGACGGCUCAAUCUGCGUCUCCUGCGGCCUCCGCAGAGAUCCUGGUGCGGUGGGGCGGUGCGGCUGCGCACCGCUGCACGCUUGCUGCCUGUGCGGCCUCGCGCAAGGGACGGAAGAGCAGCUGCUCAAACACCAGGCCGAGAAGCACCCGUCCACCAAGUACGUCUGCGCCAGCUGCCUGUGCGUCUUUCCCGACCAGAAUAUUUUCACAAAGCACGCCUGCUGCAGCAAGCCCGAGACGCCUGCCGGCCCACCGCUGGCCCAGGACAAGAACGCAGGCAGCUCCAAAAAUCUGCCCCUGAUGAUUCUGAAUUUUGUGCCUUCACCCUCCACUGGAGGGCCUUCUAAGCCCCCUCUCAGCACCGGGGACAGUCAGUGCAGGGCCUUGCCUGCCCUUCUGCUCACCAACAAUGUCAUCGUUAACCCUCUUCAGAAACUUGGCGCCUUGACAAACUCCUCGCUGCCUGUUUUGCCCAGCAAACCGUCCUCGCCCUCUAAUCAAUCAGUGCCAGUGCAGGUAAUGGCCACUAUGUCACUGAACAGUGAGCAGAAGGUAACGGGUUUAGUCUUAAAAGGGGCACAGGGCCCAGGGAUGUCUGUAUCUACAGUGUCUCAGGCAGAGACGGGGCAGCUUAACGUAGUAAUGCAUCCGCAGACCAAAGCGGAGAGAGCAGCUCCCUCUGCCGCUGACGUGAAGCCAGCUAAAAUGGUUAUCCAAGGCGUCGUCAUGUCCCAGCACCAGCUAGGUUCUGCAGGCCAGCCCGCCUGCGUGCCUGUCCGCAUGCCCUCCUUGAUGGCGUCCCUUCUGGGCCCCUCAGCCGCCAGCUCGCCCGCGCAGCCCCAGCAGUCCAGGGUGGCUCUGCGCAUCCCCACCUACCCCUGUACUUCCACCAAAGUUUCUGUGUCUUUCUCGCCCACCCCCGUCCAGUUUCCUGCACCCACGAUCGCUUCAGCCAACGGACCCAAGACCCUGCCGCCCAGGAACCAGCUGUCUGCAGGACGUGUCAGGCCAAUGACACUCCGCUUACCUGCUCCUGGACUGAUUCCUGGUCCCGUUCCUGGUCCCACUCUUGGUCCUGCUCCUCUUCCUGGUCCCGCGCUCGGUCCCGUUCCUGCUGGUGCUCUUGGUCCCACUUCUGCUCCUUCACCUGCUCCUAUUCCUCUCUCCAGCAUCGCAUCCACCCCUGCGCAGUUCCCCACAUGCCUCCAAAGUCCCGCCGGCUGCUCCCCCACCCCCCGGUCCCAACCCCCAUCCCAGGGCCCGCUGAAGAUUGUCGCCAUGUUCGUCAACCAGAGCCAGGAGCUGGCGCUACAGAAACGCCUGCGCCAGUCCUGGAGCUCCAAGGCCGUUUUUCCCUGCAGGCAGUGCGGCGCCAUCUCCAGGCAACCGUCGCUGGGCGUGCGCCACCGCUACAAGCACCGUGGCCCGCGCCGGCACCGCUGCCAGUGCGGUAGGGCCUUCCAGCGGCGCCUGCACCUGCUGCGACACCAGGUGCAGCACGCCGAGGCCGUGCGCUACGUGUGCGCCGCCUGCGGACGCACCUUCCAAGGGACGCACCGGCUGGGCCGACACAGAUCGGACGCGAUCGCCAAGGCCGGGCCCGGCCAACCACGGACUGAGAAGGAAUGCAGAAACCUGUUCCACUGUGUCUGUGGGCAGGCGUUCGCCAGACCUGCCGCCUUGCUGUGGCAUAUGCUGAAAAAUUCUAAGUCCCGAAAAAAACGCUUAAAAAAGUUUCUAAUUUAGCGACAUGGCUGUUGUAGGUUAGGUACCUGUGUCCUGCAUGGAUGCUUUGAGGACAGGAGGGUGUAUUUUCCUGUUUGAGUAAGACUGGAUUUUCUGGUUUCAGAUGGUCUUUGUUGUAGGCCUGUGUGAUCAUAUCAAAUAUUGAUGGGUCUCUGAUGUUUUUGUUAGAUCAUAAUA